Botrytis sinoallii is the source of this 1227-nucleotide messenger RNA. RefSeq lists its product as uncharacterized. Lineage: Eukaryota; Fungi; Ascomycota; Leotiomycetes; Helotiales; Sclerotiniaceae. The transcript is spliced from 2 exons. The record is from RefSeq and is a predicted model, not a curated record. Bases 1 to 1227 code for a protein of 408 amino acids.
AUGGAUUCAUUCAACUCCAAAAUUGAGUCUGCAAUUUCUGCAGGUAAAAUUCCAGGUGCCGUCACAGCUGCCAGCAAUGCUACGAGAUCAUUCGUUCACGCCUCAUCAUACGGACCUCGUUCUCUUCACCCUGACUCAUCCACACCUUUGAAAACAGACGCCAUCCUCUCGAUUGCCUCCUGCACCAAACUCAUAACCUCGAUUUGUGCUCUCCAAUGUGUUGAGCGCGGCCAAUUCACUCUCGAUGAAGAUGUUUCCCGACUCCUCCCUGAACUCAAACUCGAGGAACUUGAUAUCAUCCAGGGAUUCGAUUCCGAGGAAAAGCCCAUACUUGUCAAGGCUACUAGAAACAUCACGCUCCGUAUGCUUCUCACCCAUACGUCCGGGCUAGCAUACGAUGUCUUCACGGCUAACUUGAUUCGCUGGCGAGCAACACGAGGUGAAGUUGCCACGCUUGACAAAGGAACCCUGAUAUCACGUUGCAAAACCCCAUUGACAGCUGAACCUGGGGCUUCUUGGGAUUAUUCUACCGGACAUGAUUGGGCCGGUCUAAUGGUCUCACGAGCCAACAACAUGACAUUGCAAGACUACUAUAACAAAUACAUAUGCACACCCCUUGGCAUCACAGAUUUCGCAUUCCAAAUCGAUGAAAAUCCUGAUUUACUUUCACGCUUGUUUGAUCAGGCUACUCGUGUCGGAGGCAUUACUCCCUUCGGUACCGCCGCCGAUGCCACCGGUGCGCUCGUCCACGCCGAGACUAGAUUUUGGUCACCAGAGCACCCCGACGACGCAGGCGGAGCGGGAGCUCAUAUGAGUGUACCUUCAUACCAAAAGAUCUUGCACAGCAUCACAAUUUCAGACGAGAAGCUUCUCAGCAAAACGAUGAAUGACAAGCUUUUUGAAGCGCAAUUGACAGAACCGCAAUUGGCGGCUAUAAAUUACGCGCGUCAGAUUCCGGAUGUACGCCAAAUAUUGACCCCCUCAAUUCCAGUCGAUACGAAACUUGAUUAUGGGUUAGGAGGAAUGAUAGUUCUGGAAGAUUUGGAAGGGAGGAGAAGAAAAGGGGCAAUGCAUUGGGGCGGAUUGCCAAAUUUACUUUGGUGGGCUGAUCGAGAAGCAGGUGUUAGUGGAAUUUAUGGGAGUCAGUUGAUACCUACUGCGGAUAAGCAGAUUAUAGAGAUGUUUGAAGAGUUUGAGAAGGCUAUUUAUGCAGAGGUGGGGGCUUGA